This is a messenger RNA of Laetiporus sulphureus 93-53, 684 nucleotides long. RefSeq lists its product as uncharacterized. NCBI's taxonomy places the organism in Eukaryota, Fungi, Basidiomycota, Agaricomycetes, Polyporales, Laetiporaceae. Bases 1 to 684 code for a protein of 227 amino acids. The transcript is spliced from 4 exons. The record is from RefSeq and is a predicted model, not a curated record.
AUGUCACAACUCGCGAAGCCACUGGCCACCUUGAAGUCUUCGAUACCGACACAUCUUAACUUUUCCGCGUUCAUUGACCGGUUUAAGCCUCCCAAAGGCGAAGCUAUUGCGAGACUGCGCGCUAACAUGCUUGGACUCGUCACCCUCACCAUCGUGACCUAUCUCCUCCCUCUCCCCACUCCAUGGGAAUCCAUUGCGGUUGUGCGACGUAGAGAAGAAGUCAGCAUGAUUUGGUAUGGUCUCUGUGCUAUCGAAACGCUCUUGCUAUCCUUCUUCAGUUUCAACAUCUUGCAAGCAUCGUACGCGCUCAAAUACCCGCGAACAUCCAUCCCGUUGCCUCCCCCACCCCCGUCACCUGCCAAAUCCCUCAAGACGUCACCUCCUACCCGCAAAUGGAACCUGGCAGCGAGUACGCGGCCACAGGUAAGCCCACGACCUCAGAAGGCAUUCACAUAUGCAGCAUCGCCAAUUUCCACACCAUCGCGCACGUUAAGCUACACACUCCCGCCAUCUGCAUCUAGCUCAUUCGAUUCAUCGUUUUCCACAUCAAUGGGGUCGAUUCCUGGAUCUCCGUCCUCACCAUUGGCAGCAUAUAGAGGUAAAUACAGCAGAACAUCAGGCCGUGCGUUGAACGGCUCGCUACUCAGCCGCCUUUCACAAGCUGCUGACGAUGACGACGAGUGA